This is a messenger RNA of Balaenoptera ricei (Rice's whale), 6834 nucleotides long. RefSeq names its product RIMS binding protein 2 (gene RIMBP2). The record is from RefSeq and is a predicted model, not a curated record. Gene Ontology annotation, molecular function: protein binding. Gene Ontology annotation, biological process: neuromuscular synaptic transmission. NCBI's taxonomy places the organism in Eukaryota, Metazoa, Chordata, Mammalia, Artiodactyla, Balaenopteridae. Bases 1102 to 5592 code for a protein of 1496 amino acids. The transcript has 25 exons.
GGCCGGCUUCCGGGUCAAGCAGCGGUCGCGUCCUUUCCGGGACCUCUUCCAACGAAGUGUUAAUUUCUCCCCUAAAGCGAAGCCCACAUCCUUCCACAGGUUUAAAGGGUGGCAGUCCGAGGUCAGGGGGCCGGGCCCCCGGGGGUUCAGGGGGCAGCGUCGGGGGCAGGCCGGGGGUCAGUCUGCAUCUUCUCAUGGCUGUGACUCGUGUGCUUGGCGAGGACCCCUGUGACAGCGGAGGCCCCCGCCACCCCCAGGGCUACUCUUCCAGGUAACACGCAGCACGCUUCCCGGGGCCAUGGCGGUGAGCCUCGGGGAGAAGAACGGACUCCAGAGGGAGACGAGGGCGAAGCCCGGCCUCUGGAGGGCAGCCGCGCAAGGCCUGGGGGGCGUCUCCGCGUGGUUUCGCAGAGCGCAGCGCACACCGCACCGCCGUUGCUUCCUGCAGCGCCGGUCCCGCCUGGGUUAAGACCGGACGCAGGCUGCGGCGUGGACGGGUCCCGCCUGGGUUAAGACCGGACGCAGGCUGCGGUGUGGACGGGACGCCGCGCGCCCGGGGCUUCAGCGCGGCACGAGCUCUGCGGAGGCGUCCCGCGUCCUAGCUGCCGGCGGGCUGGAGACGCACCUGCGCCUCCGGAGAGGACGCCGUGUGGACGGCCGUCGUUUCGUCUGCCUCUCGGGCAACACCCGGUCGUCAUUUCCUGCCUUGCCUCCCUUGAACGAGCAGGUUCCUAAACCAGGAAAAUGGUUAAGGGCCGGCCUGUGAGAAAGAGACGUGAUGCUGGGGGGACCCGCCAGUCUUCAAACGACCUUGAUCAGUGAAGGCGGGCGAAGUGGAUGUGACAAAUCAUCACCCCCGGUUUCAAGCCCAGAGAGAGGAAGCCGUCAGCCGAGACACGGCGCAUCCCGUCCGAGGCCGAGAGGACCCAGGAGGCCGCUGGCCGGCAGUGCUCAGCCAACAGCACUUGGGACGCCAGCCCUGGGCAAGGUGGACGGGCGGCCCUGCCCCCGCUGAGCUGGGGGUCCGGGGAGCGAGGCGGACAGAGGCUGCGGAGAAAUGGAACCUUGGUACCGGGAGAGAGCUCGGCCAGGGCACGCUGAAUGUCGGCCACGAGGGGGAUGGCAGAUGGCCCCAGGCUGGGGUGCGGGUCCCAUCGCUGCCUUGAGCAAGAGCCUGGGAGAUGGGAAAAUGUGCUGAAGGAUGCUGCCCAAGGAGACCAUCGCCUGAGACCCCAUCAUGCAGGCCUUCCCGCAAGGGCCCGGCAGCUGGACAAGGUGAAAGCAGAGUAUGCUCGGCUUAAACACGCGCUCACCAUAGUGACCAGAGAACGCGAUUUGGCCGUGAAGGAGAAACACCAGCUCCAAGCCAAGCUGGAGAACCUAGAACAGGUCCUAAAGCACAUGCGAGAGGCCGCGGAACGGCGGCAGCAGCUGGAGUUGGAGCAUGAACAAGCCCUGGCCGUCCUCAACGCCAAGCAGCAGGAAAUCGACCUCCUGCAGAAGGCUCAGGUUGAAGCUAAGAAAGAACAUGAAGGUGCGGUGCAGCUGCUAGAGUGCAGGGUGCGGGAGCUGGAGGAGAAAUGCCGCGCGCAGAGUGAGCAGUUCAGCCUGCUGUCCCGGGACCUGGAUCAGCUCCGGCAGCACGCGGGCGAGAUCGACCUGCUGGGAGGCAGCUCCCUGGACGUCCCCUCGUCCCCCGGCAAGCCCUUCCGGAGGUUCAUGAACGGACUGGCUCCCCCCAUUGGCAAAGGUCAGGAAAGCUCCAUUGGAAGCCGCGCUGUGAUCGGGGAAUACAUCCAGCCCCUCCCGCUCCCGGGUGACAAGCCAGAACCUCUGUCCGUCAAGCCCGCCUUUCUGUCAAGAUCUGGUGGCCCAAGAUGCAGAUUUGAAUCAGACAUGGAUAAUGAACGGAAUUCCAGUACCGCCAAGCAGAGAUACUCGGGGAAGGUCCACUUGUGUGUCGCCCGCUAUAGUUACAACCCCUUCGACGGGCCAAAUGAGAACCCGGAGGCUGAGCUGCCCCUCACGGCGGGGAAGUACCUCUACGUCUAUGGAGACAUGGACGAGGACGGCUUCUACGAAGGCGAGCUCCUGGACGGGCAGAGGGGCCUGGUGCCCUCCAACUUCGUGGAUUUUGUCCAGGACGAGUCUCGGCUGGCAAGCACUCUGGGGAAAGACCAGGAGCAGAGCGUCGUCAGCCACGCCGGCGUCGGCUCGGAGGCGGAGCACAUCCUGGGCCUCCACUCCCCGACGCGCGCGGACUCCGGCCUCUCCGACCACGGGGCGGGGACGCGGGACGUGAACAUCGAUGACGUCGGAGAAGACACCGUGCCUUACCCUCGGAAAAUCACCCUCAUCAAACAACUUGCCAAAAGUGUCAUCGUGGGCUGGGAGCCCCCGGCGGUGCCCCCGGGCUGGGGGGCUGUGAGCAGCUACAGCGUGCUGGUGGACGCAGAGACGCGCCUGAGCCUGGCGCCGGCUGGCAGGACCAAGGCCCUGGUGGAGAAGCUGAACAUGGCAGCCUGCACCUACCGCAUCUCCGUGCAGUGCGUCACCAGCCGGGGCAGCUCGGACAAGCUGCGCUGCACGCUGCUGGUGGGCAAGGACGUGGUGGUGGCGCCGUCCCACCUGCGCGUGGACAGCAUCACGCAGGUCUCCGCCCGGCUCUCCUGGGCGCCCGCCAACAGCAACUACAGCCACGCCAUCUUCCUCAACGAGCAGGAGCUGGACGUGGUCCGGGCCGCCAGCUACAAGUACCAGUUCUGCAACCUCAGGCCCAACGCGGCUUACAAGGUGAAGGUCCUGGCCAAGCCCCACCAGAUGCCCUGGCAGCUGCCCCUGGAGCAGAGGGAGAGGAAGGAGGCCUUCGUGGAGUUCUCUACGCUGCCGGCAGGUCCUCCCGCCCCGCCCCAGGACAUUGCCGUCCAGGCCGCGGCCACCCCAGGCACCGUCCAGGUCUCCUGGAAGCCGCCCGCCCUGACGGCCACGGGGCUGUCCAACGGAGCCAACGUCACCGGCUACGGCGUGUAUGCCAAAGGGCAGAGGGUAGCUGAGAUCAUCUCCCCCACGGCGGACGGCACGGCCGUGGAGCUGGUGCGGCUGCGGAGCCUCGAAGCCAAGAGCGUGACCGUGCGGACCCUCUCCGCCCAGGGCGAGUCCGUAGACUCCGCCGCCGCUGCCAUCCCCCCCGACCUCCUGGUGCCUCCUGCCCCCCACCUGAGAACUGCUCCCACACCGAAGCCAUUAGCAAGUGCCGGAGCCCCCGAUACCAAAGAUGAACACCUGGGUCCGCACGCCGCGGCGGAUGAGGCCUGGGAGCUCGGCCGGGCGCCUGCUCCGGCCCACGGGCACCUGCUGGAGCCGCCCGGCCUGCAGGGCUCGGGCCCGGGGCGGCGGUCGCCCUCGCCCAGCCGCAUCCUUCCGCAGCCGCAGGGCGCCCCGGUCUCCACCUCGGUCGCCAAGGCCAUGGCCCGGGAAGCCGCGCAGAGGGUGGCCGAGAGCAGCAGGAUACGGACCCAGAUAACCAGAGGAAGUGGUUAUCCACCAGCCUGGCUUAGCAGACGAGCUAACAACCCGCUAACCAGGCACUGGUCUGUGCCCACGGAUCUGAGAGAGAAAAGGAGCAUCUUCCUGGAGAGAAGCAGUGGGCAGUACGCAAACUCGGACGAGGAAGAUGGCUACGAGUCCCCCGACGUCAAGAGGAGGGGCGCGUCGGUGGACGAGUUUCUGAAAGGCUCGGAGCUGGGCAAGCCGCCGCACUGUUGCCAUGGAGACGAGUACCACACGGAGAGCAGCCGGGGGUCCGACCUCUCGGACAUCAUGGAGGAGGACGAGGAGGAGCUCUACUCUGAGAUGCAGCUGGAGGACGGGGGCCGGAGGCGGCCCAGCGGCACGUCCCACAAUGCCCUCAAGGAGUGCUCUAAGAAUAGGACCACUGAACGUGCUUUCUGGGAGCUGCCCGAGUGCCCCCAGCAGACUCACCACAGUAAGAAGCUUUUCAGUAUCCCCGAAGUAGCCGAGGAGGAUGGAGAGCCCUGUGAGUUCUCGUACAAGCAGGGCGUAGGGGUCUCCUCCAGGGCCCGGACCCGGCUGGCCAGAGAGCCCAGGCCCGCCAGGCCCUGCAGGGGGCACGAGGCCCCGCUUGGCUCCCGGGGCCCUGCGAAACCCAGGGGCCCCCGGGCCGAGGACUUCGUGUUCGAAGACAGAGGCUGUCGGUUCAGCCGCUCGGCCGCCAGGAGCCCGGACAGCGGCCUGGACUGUGGCAGCGAAGAGGAGGAGACGCGGUUUAGUUUCAGAAGCCCCGCUGCCCAGUGCAGCCCCGGCCCCGGGCACUGCCCCUGCAGGACGGGCCUGAGGCCCCUGCUGGCCCGGCGCCGGACGCUGACCCGGCAGAGCAGCGUCGAAGAAGAUUCUGGGGAGCCAGUGGAGGCCGGCCAUGUCGUCAGGAGCGAUGAGGCCCAGCCGAGCCCGGAGAGGUCCGCCCCCAGCAAGUACAGCUGGGACGAGCCCGGGGGCCGUGAGGACUUCCGGGAUGUCUGGAAGAAAAGCAUAAAAAUGUCCGACAGUAGGGCCAGUGCCAGACACGCCCAGCCUCCUCCCCGGGUUGCAGACGGUCCUUUGAUUUUAGGAAACCCGGUGACUGCUGGACGGGCUGAUCGGGUGGAUCUUGUGGGCCGGAGGUUUCCCCACGGCAGUGCUGGCCGCCACAGGUCCCGGCCAACGAUGGUCCCGUCUGCCGAUGAGUACGGUGGGCGGAACCGGCUUUCUCCAGACUUCUACGAAGAGUCAGAGACGGACCCUGGGGCGGAAGAGCUCCCGCCCCGGAUCUUUGUGGCUCUUUUUGACUACGACCCCCUCACCAUGUCCCCGAACCCAGAUGCUGCGGAAGAGGAGCUUCCCUUUAAAGAAGGGCAGAUCAUCAAGGUUUACGGUGAUAAAGAUGCUGAUGGAUUCUACCGCGGGGAAACCUGCGCUCGGCUUGGCCUUAUUCCUUGUAACAUGGUCUCUGAAAUUCAGGCUGACGAUGAGGAGGUGAUGGACCAGCUUCUCAGACAAGGCUUCCUUCCCCUGAACACACCUGUGGAGAAAAUAGAGAGAAACAGAAGAAGCAGCCGGCAGCGCUCGGUGGCGACGCGGAGGAUGGUGGCCCUGUACGACUACGACCCGAGGGAGAGCUCGCCCAACAUCGAUGUCGAGGCUGAACUUACAUUUUGCACUGGAGAUAUUAUUACUGUUUUUGGUGAAAUUGAUGAAGAUGGAUUUUAUUAUGGGGAGCUUAAUGGGCAGAAAGGCCUCGUACCCUCCAACUUCCUAGAAGAAGUGCCUGAUGAUGUAGAAGUCUAUCUUUCUGACGCGCCGUCCCACUACCCCCAGGACACGCCGACGCGCUCGAAGACGAAAAGGGUUCCUCCUGAGGGUUCAGGUACAGCAAGGAGAGUGCCAUCUCCCACAGCCCAUCUCCAUUCUGGGUCACCUACGUCAUCUAUGGGUACUGGUAGUCCCGGGAGAGGCAGGGAAAUGUCCUCGAGAAAGAAAAAGGGGCUGCUUUCCAAAGGCAAGAAACUGCUGAAAAAGCUGGGUGCAGUGAAAUGAUUCACGUGCUUCCGGACAACUUCCAAAUCUAUGUAAUUUUCUUUAAUUCCAAACUAGGGCUUUCAUGACUCAAGUACUUCCUAAAAAAACCAAUCUUCUCCCCUGACACCAGUAGAGAAAUGCUCUUUGCACCACCGUCCCCUUUAAACCCAGCGCCAGGACACAGGGCUGCUGGCGCUCCCGCCGGGCCUCCGCGCCCGUCGCUCUUGUUAUUGCCCGGGCCCUGGCGGGAGCUGGGCUGUCUCGUGAGCACGCAGGGCGGCCAGUAGCUCUUUGUAGCUCACUCCCUACCUGGGGUCCCAGUCUUUGUGCAUUUGUCAUCUGCCCUUAAAGGAAUGAUUUCAACCUCUCUCCCUUUUCAAAAAAGCUUGCCUCAUGACGCAUAACUCUCACUUUAACUCUGGUCUUGAAAUUCCUAGUUUAAUCGCCUUGAUGUUCUGCCUUAUAAAUGCACAAUGAUUUGUACUGUCCAAUAAAAACUACAGUGUACACUUUGUAUGUGUUGUGCAUUCAGUGCCCUUCACCCUCACAGACACAGUGGUUUGAAACCAAGUUGCACAGGCUGUGCAAUUAUAAGAUCCUGGUUUUUCGUCUUUCGAAGCAAGCCAGGCAACACACAGGAAAUGUUUACUUAUUCAAAUCAUUUAAAAGAGAGGAGAGGAAGUAACUUUGGUAAAGUACCACUACUCCAACCUGCCAAAAAGCUGGUAACAUUCAUUGCUUUCAGUGUUACAUUUUGUGGCAUAUGGAUUUACGUUACUUUCAUUAUUUGUCAAAAUGCCAUACACAAAUAAUCAACAGUGAACAGCAUACAGGUAAAGCAAUCCACAUAAUGCAUAAGCCACGCCAGAAACAUACUAAAUUUAAGUCUGUUCAAAAUGAUUCCACACCACUCUUCACCAUUGGCACCUGAACAACAAAAAAAAAGAUUUACAAAGUUGCCGGCAGAUGUAUUUGAUGGUUACUAUUUUGUAAUUCGUGUCCACUUGUAAAUUGUUUUUACUCUUUAUACAUACUUUUCAGACUGCCUUUCUUUUGUAAUUUAUGGAAGGUUUAUAAAUGAAUGAUGAAGCUUUCCCCAUUGUGUCUUCAAAAACUAUAUUGUAAAUUGUAAUAUAAUAGUAUGUGGUAGAUUUAUUAAAAGGAAAUUACUCAAUGUGUGGUUAAGUUCUGUGUGGGUGUGUGCAUGUGUACAGCUAGUGUAAAACAUUUUAUAGAAAUAAAAUUUGUUAUUUUAUACAA